Messenger RNA from Colletes gigas, 2637 nucleotides. RefSeq names its product protein apterous-like. The coding region runs from base 763 to 2478 and encodes 571 amino acids. Gene Ontology annotation, biological process: regulation of transcription by RNA polymerase II; neuron differentiation. The transcript is spliced from 6 exons. Gene Ontology annotation, cellular component: nucleus. Gene Ontology annotation, molecular function: DNA-binding transcription factor activity, RNA polymerase II-specific; RNA polymerase II transcription regulatory region sequence-specific DNA binding. NCBI's taxonomy places the organism in Eukaryota, Metazoa, Arthropoda, Insecta, Hymenoptera, Colletidae. The record is from RefSeq and is a predicted model, not a curated record.
UCCUCAGCGGCGUGUCGUCUGCGUCGGGUUGUCGUCGAGUGCCGUCACCGGGCACAUGCGCCAUGAAACGGGUCUGAUGUGCGUCCGGUCGUUCCUUCGCCGGAGGACGGACUCAGAGAUCGAUCCCCGAGGACACCUCUUUAGUGGUAGUAUUUGAGUGCAGGUGCGCGGACCGCGCCGGGUGUUGCUUCGAUCGUUCUACCCAAGUGCUUUGUGAACGGUUCGGGUAUCCGGGGGCUGACGAUGGAACCGGGGUUCCCGCUGGAUUCCGCGUCCCGGACUGUGUACAGCGAUCCCGACUAUCGCGGAUGAACCUGUCCGUCAGUGAUUGUGCAGUGAGGGGGUGUACUUUGUCCCGGAGGAUCGUGACUACGCUCCGGUGUUUCCGUACCGUUACCCGGCUGGGGGAGCAAGACAGAGUCGGGGGUGGUUCUUUUUCAGGCGAGAUGUGCCCGUGAGGGCGCGCGUGGCCUCUCAGACAGCGAUCGGUACUGCCUGGAAUCGUCCUCGACCAAAGGGAGAUCCGGCCAAGUUGAGUAGUGAGGUUGUUGAGUGCGGAAUAAUCGUCGGACCAAGGUAACCGCCAGAGAAGCUUUAAGGUGACAGCGGUGGAGAAGGAAGAAGAGGAGGCAGAAGAAGAGAACCUGCGCAGCGGACGCCAUCUCCGCGUUAUCGGCAAGCGGAUCCUCCGGGACUCCCCCCCAAGCAGCUUCGGCGUCGCGCACCCUCGGCGGGAUCUACCCCGCGACAGCAGCCACCCUGAUGGGAGUGUAUGAGGAGCGCGCCCCUCCUACCACCGGCAUGCACUGGCCGGCCAGCUCGCAGGAGCGUGGCAGCGGCUUGGCUGUGGGGCGUCAAGGGGGGCCCGGCAGCGCGGGGGGGCCCGGAGCAGUGGACCAGGCGAGGGACCUAAGUCCCUGCCUCCCCGCGUCCAUGGGCGACGCUGCACGACCUACCACUUUACCGUGCAGUCCUCCUGCCGCCCACCAUCACGGGCCCCAUCAUACGCCCCUGCAUCAGACCCACUGCGGUACCAACAACAACUGCUACGACGGACCCACCACCCCCUACGACUCUAGGGACUACGAUUCUCCUGGAGUGUUUAAAUAUCGAUUAGGUGGACAGGAGUACAGGAACAACAAUAGCAACUUCGAGAACCCGAGCGACCUGAGCAUGCCGCCCCAAACGACCCACCACCAUCAUCACCAUCACCACCACCAUCAUUCCCAUCUGCAUCACCAAACUCACUCGCAAGAACAGCAGACCACGGAACACUUGCACGCUAUACCGAAGCUGGAGCCGCCGCCCACCCCUCCAGCCCAGUCCGAGGACGUUCCAGGGGUGGUUUGCGCCGGAUGCGGCCUGCGGAUAUCCGACAGGUUCUACCUGCAGGCCGUCGACAGGAGGUGGCACGCCGCCUGUCUUCAGUGCUCGCACUGUCGUCAGGGCCUCGACGGCGAAGUCACCUGUUUCAGCAGGGACGGAAACAUUUACUGCAAGAAGGACUACUAUCGAAUGUUUGGCAGUAUGAAACGGUGUGCCCGGUGUCAAGCAGCGAUCCUAGCCUCUGAGUUGGUGAUGAGAGCCAGGGACCUCGUGUUCCACGUACGUUGUUUCUCCUGCGCGGCCUGUGCCGUACCCCUGACCAAGGGCGAUCAUUUCGGGAUGAGGGACGGCGCGGUACUCUGUCGCCUCCAUUACGAAAUGGGCGCUGAACUGCAUCCUUCUCAAAGUCCUCCGGUUCCGGUGUACCCGCCAGGACCACACUACCCCGGCCAGCCCUUUCCUUCGCCGGAAUUCCUUCAUCACCACCACCAUCAUCCUUCCCAUCCUCCGCAUCCUCAUCAUUCCAUGCACCCGCAGCAUCCGCACAGCCACGUGAGCCCUGUACCGCUUCAACCCUCGACGCCAUCCGUGCCCGACGCGGGAUCGCCACCCAAAGUACCGUACUUCAAUGGCGCCGCGGUCGUACCGCCACCCAGACAGAAAGGAAGGCCGAGGAAAAGGAAGCCCAAGGAUCUCGAGGCUAUGACUGCUAACAUAGAUUUAAACGCGGACUACAUAGAUAUGCCCUUCGGUAGAGGGGGCCCGGCUACUCCCGGCAUGCCUGGUUCCAACAGCAGAACAAAACGAAUGAGAACGAGUUUCAAGCAUCACCAGUUAAGGACGAUGAAGAGUUACUUCGCGAUCAAUCACAAUCCCGAUGCGAAGGAUCUCAAGCAACUUUCCCAGAAAACUGGCUUGCCAAAAAGGGUGCUGCAGGUCUGGUUCCAGAACGCCCGCGCAAAAUGGCGGCGCAUGGUGCUGAAGCAGGAGGGGAAAUCGGACAAGUGCGACGGCGGCGUGGACGGCGGUUCCCUUGGCGACCUUGAGCUUUACGGGAACAGCACCGGAAGCGGCGGUCCGCCGAUGAGCCCUCCAUUCAUGCUCGGCGGACCGCACAGUCCUGCGUCCUUGGCGUCCUUGGACUGCGCGUGAUCCCCGAAAUCCCGUUUCCGGACCAGGCCCAUCGAACGAGACCAGCGAAUGGACUCGUCGAUGUUCUACGCGUCGAUGAUCCGCGAGAUGGACGCCAGAGAAAUGGACGCGGGACUGUUCUCGUCGGAUCCGCGGGUCCCGUUCGUCAACGGGGGCGCC